GUUCGAAAAUUUCAGUAUUUUCAUAGUAUCACUCCUACUACAUUAGCAAAAUGUUUAAGUUUACAUUCGUUAUUUUGGCUGCUUUCCUCUUAGUGGCUCCAGCCUUCGGCAAAGUAUACAACCGUUGUUCAUUGGCCAGGGAAAUGCAUAAGCUUGGUGUUCCCAAAGACGAAUUGGCACGUUGGACUUGUAUUGCUGAACAUGAAUCUGCCUAUAAUACUAAGGCUGUUGGUUCAAUGAACUCUAAUGGUUCCCGUGACUAUGGCAUUUUCCAAAUUAACAACUACUACUGGUGUUCUCCUCCUUCUGGUGCUUUCUCUUACGAUGAAUGUCAUAUUAAAUGUGAAGACUUUCUAGUUGAUAGCAUUGAACCUGCUGUUAAGUGUGCCCGUUUAGUUUUGAAACAACAAGGUUGGACUGCCUGGUCCACCUGGAAAUACUGCGACGGUAAAUUGCACAGUAUUGAUGAUUGCUUCUAAAUAAAUGUCUUUGAAAAUAAUAAAGAAACCCGGUUAUAAAAUUAAACUUUUUUGUUAAACAUUAAA
Molecule: messenger RNA, 545 nt
Organism: Lucilia sericata (common green bottle fly)
Lineage: Eukaryota; Metazoa; Arthropoda; Insecta; Diptera; Calliphoridae
Product: lysozyme 2-like
Exons: 1
Coding region: 51-479 (142 amino acids)
Molecular function (GO): lysozyme activity
Source: RefSeq, a predicted model, not a curated record